Molecule: messenger RNA, 3308 nt
Organism: Hyposmocoma kahamanoa
Lineage: Eukaryota; Metazoa; Arthropoda; Insecta; Lepidoptera; Cosmopterigidae
Gene: Abd-b
Product: homeobox protein abdominal-B-like
Exons: 7
Coding region: 361-1431 (356 amino acids)
Biological process (GO): regulation of transcription by RNA polymerase II
Cellular component (GO): nucleus
Molecular function (GO): RNA polymerase II cis-regulatory region sequence-specific DNA binding; DNA-binding transcription factor activity, RNA polymerase II-specific
Source: RefSeq, a predicted model, not a curated record
GUCGCACUACGUCGCCCGCCAUCGCCGCGACAGGCCGCGCGUACCUACCGCGCUCGUAUAACCAUAGCCUACCUAUAGUGCUCAUAAUUAAUUUACAACACCAGUAAAAGUGAUGAUACAAGUUUAUCGACUAUAAAAUCUGUGCAGUGUUGUGAUCGCGUGUCACAGAUACAUGGCGCGUUGGCUGACGGGGUUGUAAUGGAUUAAAGUAUUGAUCUCAUCAAGAUGGUUUGAAUCAGAAAGAACCUGUUUAAAAUAAAGUACAAGACGUAGCCAUAAAGGUGUAACCGGGUAAGGUUCGGGCGCGGCGAACUCGCGGUCGACCUUACUAACAGGUGAGGCGGCGACGCCACACAGAACAUGAUACUAAGAUUACCCUGUCCGUUUACACAGACCUCGCUAGCCAGUUUACGACAAGCGCCCGCAUCCGGCCACUCCACCGGGCCGGCCUGGUGGACCAUGAUGAACGGGGUCGGCGGCGCGCUCUACGAGGAGGCGCACGCGUCGCCCCCCGGAGGCUCGCCCCCGGCGGCACCAGCCGCCGCACCGCCCUCCGCGUCCAGCGCCUCGCCCGCCUCCGUGGGCUCCAACCCGCCUCAACCCCCGCUGCAUAUCCCUGCCAAGCGCUACGGCGAGCCCGAGCCCGGCGUCAUACGUCACGCACAGCAACCCACCUGGGGCUACCCGCCUGACGCGCCUGCCUCUUUCGAUCAUCAGUAUCCGGGGGGACCUACCUACUACAAUCUUCCCGUUACUGACAGAGACCGCAAAUCGACCCUUCCUUUCUGGCCCACUGGCAGUGGAGAAUACAAGCCCUACGCAGACGGUGGCUGUCAUCAAGGCUUCUCACAACCUUGCUGGAAUUAUCCGUAUGGAGCGCCACGAGGAGACCAGCCCCUGCCCUACGUCAGCAGCGAAGAGCGCCGGACAGCCGUCUCCGAGGCGUCGAGUUUCUCCCAUGAUGCUUAUGGUCUUCGGAACUAUGCGCCUGAAAGCGUCUCGAGUGCACCAUACCCACCCCCAGGGGCAUUACCCGGUUCCCUCUCGAUGUCGGUUGGAGUUGGUGUCGGCUGCGGGUCCUCGAAUCCCCUCGACUGGACUGGCCAAGUAACAGUGCGCAAAAAGCGCAAACCUUACUCAAAGUUCCAAACCCUUGAACUAGAGAAAGAGUUCCUUUUCAACGCCUACGUAUCGAAACAGAAGCGAUGGGAGCUAGCACGGAAUCUGAACUUGACGGAGCGACAAGUGAAGAUAUGGUUCCAGAACAGGCGGAUGAAGAAUAAGAAGAACUCGCAGCGACAAGCGGCGCAAGCAGCGCAGAACAACAACAACAAUAACUCGAACGCGAACAAUCACAACCACCAUGGGCACCACCAUGCGCCGCACCACGUAGCCCUGCACCACGCGCCGCCCGCCAAGCACCAUCAGUGACCCGCGCCCUUCUCUGGGACUUACCCCCUUCACCACGGUAUAGCCAGCUAAAUCUACGCACUGGGAAGGAAAAGUUCCGAAGGACUUACGAGUGGAGAGUGGUCGUACUUAAAGGUUCCGAGGAUUUGUUCACGUCCAAUGUUUGUUACCCGAUAGACUUUAGGAACGCUAUACUCGCUAUACCGUUUCGUACGUAAUAUGGACGCUUCGCUGCCCGCGCGCCUCGAGUCCCAGAGAAUCUCAUAGUAAGAUAAAUUGUGUUGUCGAUUUGUGUAUAGUAUUAAUUACGAAAUUAUGUUCUGUAAUUUUAACGAGACUAAGUACAUGAGUAGAUAACGAUUCCUGAUAUUAAUAAUGUCUAGUAUAGCGCUGAAUAUGUAUUUGAAAUUUAUUUAAGUGCGCUUUACGAAUAUUAAAGACGUCACCGAUGAAUUAUAGUUUCUAGAUAGUUUAUUGAAAAUAAAUUAUGUAAAAUAUUUUGUGAGACUGCUUAUUGUUGUAUUCGUAUCGCUGUUCAGAGGGUGGUUAGUCUUAAUCAGUUAACUUUUAUUUUCGUUACCAAAUUGUUGAAUUACUCGAGUUGCUUCGGUGGCAGUUAUAUAAUUUAUUAACGUAUCUUUCGCUACACCGCCCGUCAAGAUUCAGCAGGUAAAUUGUAAGUGCAGCCCUUUUGUAACUAAUAACUUUAUCUAUUACUACCAUCGAAUAAUAAUAAUUCUUAAUGCAUAUGCAGAAAUAGAAAGUUCAUGAUGAUCAAAUAUUUAUUUGCUGUUUUAAUUUCUUAUCUGAUAAUUCGUAAAUUUUUUGUUAUUUAAAUUAUGGAUUUCUGACAAAGCUUUAACUCGGUUCCAGUAGAAUUAUACAAUAAGUUACUGUUAUGACUUUUUUAGUAUUGAAAGUUGAUGUUAUAAUCAAUUAAUUAGGUAAUAUAUGGGCAAGUGCAUUAAUAUUGUCCCUAUGAUUCAUUGUGCUUUUGCCAUUCUAUUACAUUUUUAUUUUGUUUUACUUGGAUAUUUUAUUAUUUAUUUAUACAUGAAUAUAACUGCAAUAUACAUACGAGUUUAUUAAUUAAAACUAGGUUCACUUGUAUCUCGCUUUACAUCGAACAGUAUGCUUUAGGUACAUUGUGUACAAAUUUUAUUUGAAUUAUUUCUACUUAGUAACAUAUUUAUAACUAAAGUCAUCCCAGUCUUAGAAUAUCAUCUUUGUAAUAUUAGCUACAUCUUCCCUAUUUUAUCAUAUAUUAUCUAUGUAAUAAAUGUUUUAUUGUAAACUUAGUAGUUUACUUGGAUCUAAUUAAUAAAAUCUGUAAUGUCCCGUAAUUAUAAUAACGAUAAAAUUAGAAAUUUUUGUACAAAUGUCAACCUCGUCUAGGUGACCGAAUUUCUAUUUAAUUUGAAGGCGUCAGAAAUCUCGAUGCUUAGACGAUGCGAAAUGUAUCAUUCGCAAACAUAAAUGUCCAUUAACCAACUUAUUCAAAGAAUUGUGACAAGCAAAAGUUUUAUCUGAAAAGCAAAAGCCUCUUAAAAUAUACCUAUACUCAACUAAUAUUAGUCAAUUAAUAUGUUAGUAUAUUGUUUCCUAUAAAGAAAGUCAUGGUGUGUAUCGGCUAGGUACUUAUUCUAAUUUGCGUAUUGGCUUGUGAAGAUGUUUUUGUAGACUGCUUUUCGGAUGAAACUAUAGCGGUCGAUCCAACCGCUUUUCUAUAAGGACGGUUUCGAUUUCAGUAGAUACACGCUUAGAUCCUUACUUACCUAAACUAUGUAAUAAUUAAAGGUCUCGUAAUUAUUAUUGUACAGAUAAAUUAAUGUAGUUAAUCACGCCAGAAAAUGUGAGGUUUUUGUUAAGUAUAAUGUAUAAUUAAAAAUGAAUGUGCU